CGCACUUGGAGCGUUUUAAGGAAGUUAGUCGAAAGGGAGAGACAGAAACCCACCCAAGGGAAAGUUCGAAAUUAUUGUUUAUCUUCGGGAGGGAAGACAGCUCGUUCAAAAUGUCUGCAUUUGUCAACAAUCCCUUUGUUGACCCGGUGGAGGUCAAUCCUUUCCAGGAUCCUGCAGUGACCCAAGUAACCAGCACAGGCGUAGACCAUGUUGAGGAAUUCAAUCCCUUCUCUGACACCAACACAGGGGACCUCCAUGACGUAACCACAAUUCCUGCUACCACCACGCCCUCCUCCCAGCCUGCUGUGCUGCAGCCAUCAGUGGAGCCCAGUCCACAGGCCACAGCCGCCGCUGCUCAGGCCAACCUGCUGAAGCAGCAGGAGGAGCUGGAGAAGAAGGCCGCUGAGCUGGACCGCAAAGAGCGCGAACUUCAGAGCAGGGGAGCGGCCACAGGAAAAGAAAAUAAUUGGCCUCCACUUCCAAAGAGCUUUCCGAUUAAGCCUUGCUUCUACCAGGACUUCACUGAAGAAAUCCCCCUCGAGUACCAGAAGGUUUCCAAGAUGAUGUACUACCUAUGGAUGUUGGAAUGUGUGACCCUGUUCCUGAAUGUCCUGGCUUGCCUGGCCCUUUUCACCGUGGCUUCAUCUUAUGGGACGGACUUUGGCCUGUCCAUCUUGUGGUUCAUCCUGUUCACCCCCUGCUCAUUCAUGUGUUGGUACAGACCUGUCUACAAAGCGUUCAAGUCUGACAGUUCCUUCAAUUUCUUCUUCUUCUUCUUCGUCUUUUUCAUCCAAGUGGUGGUGUUCAUCAUCCAGAGCGUGGGCAUCCCAAAGUGGGGAAACAGUGGCUGGAUAGCUGCAGUCGCACUGAUCCCAACAAACAUUGCUGUCGCCGUGGUCAUGAUGGUGGUGGCUGGCCUCUUCACAAUCUGUGCCGUACUAUCCGUCAUCUUGCUCAAGAUGGUACACUCCAAGUACCGCCGGACAGGCGCCAGCUUCCAGAAGGCUCAGCAGGAGUUCUCUCAGGGUGUCGUCACUAACAGAAACUUCCAGAAUGCCGCGGCUGGCGCCGCCUCCUCCGCGGCCCAAGGAGCUUUCCAGAGGAACUAGAGAAACCACCACCCCCCCCCCAAUUCCUCCAACCCUGACCCCCGCAUUUGACUGAUCACUCUUUCCCUCCCUCGUGACCAUGCGCCAUCCUGGAUCUCCAGUCUGUUCAUCACUGAGCAGCGCUCCAGUCACUUUGACCAGGUUUGAGUUUAAAAGUAAAUCAAUAAAUAAGAGCUGUGGUCAAUUAAUUGGCAGAGGCACUGAACCUGAAGCGGUGAAAAUACCUUUUCUGUAAGCUGGUUGCAAUGGGCUGCAGUAAGUGCAGGUACAGUACCCUGAGGGUGUGUUUAUUUUUGAAGUUUUCAUUUUUAUCUUAAUUAUGUAAUAUAGAGGAAAUGAAGGUUUAUGUUUAUUCUUUUCCCCCCCCUCCUUUGUAUUUUCCUUUGGCAAUAUUCCAACAUUUCUCUCCUCAGUAACUAGUCUUUAAGUUACGUUGGAAAUGGAACUGAGUUUUGACAGUGAGUGUUAUAAAAAGGAGACUAUUUAGCUUGAAAGACGUUGAUAUUGGUAAAGAAUAGAAAGUGUUUACAACCUGCUCUGAAUGCAUGUUACCCUUUUUAUUUUCCAAUAUCAGAUCACACAGUUACAAGUGAAUUGAUGGGCCACCCUCUUUGCAAAUGGUUAAUAUAUUUUCUCUAUUUGUGAUAGUCCAUGGUGUGAAUUUGGGCAUCUUUGGCAUUCUUUUUAAACCUGUUUUAUGUCUGUGCUAUUGGGAUCUCGAUACUCUUUUGAUGGACUUCAAGAUCAUCUGUGGGUUUGAACCGGGGCAAUCGGUAUAUUUUCUCUUUGGGUUAUGGGCCUGGCAGCUGCACUGCACGGCUGUAGUGGCGGGAACAUGAGAGCCUGUCUCUCUAUUGUAACUCUUAAGUCUACCAGCUUUGGUAUUAGGAGCAGGAAAUCCUAACCAAGUCUGUAAGAUAUCUGCUGGGAGGGGGGGAGGGGAGAAGGGGGGGGGGUGCAUGAUGAACUGUCUAUCAAAAACCAACACGAGUAACGGUAAGAUAACCAAGCCUGUUAUCUUAGUCAAUUGCAUGUUAAUGUAUAGAACAAAAAAAAAAUUCACAAGUGGAGUAAAGACAAAGCCAGUAGAACUGGAUGAUCAAAUAAAUCAAGCUUUGCUUUGACUGUAUAAAUUUGUUUGAGGGGUUUAGUGCCUUUUCAAGAGAAAUUAAUAUAGAUUAAGGGUGUGAUAUAAUCAAUUUCAUCCGAGUACAUUUUCUCGGUGGGUGUACAGUGAUUCGUUUGGAGGGCCUGAUGUCCUUUUGAAAAAUCUAGGUGACCUGGAUAAGAUCCAUUAUAUCCACAUUUGACCUAAUUGUAAAUGUAUUUAUACCACUCCAUGAGCUACUUAAUUUAUAUUAGACUUUCAAUUCAAAAGUUAAAUAUUUGCUGAGCUCACUGUUUUUAACUUGCUGUUGCACCAUCACAAAAUACUGCAUAUUGAAUGUAUAUGGAAGUUUUUCUAUGUAUGGGGAGCAAAUCGGUUAUGUACAUUGAAUACUUUACUUACAGAUUAAAUUCAGUGUCAGCUCGAGAGUCUGUGGUGCCCUUGGCGAUAUCUUGAAAAUGGGCCCCAAAAUAUUCAAUAAUAAAAAUUUAAAAUAAAAACACCACUUGGGGCCGCUUGACCACGCAAGGGCCUAAUGGCCAGGCUGACUCUGAAUAUAAUCCUCGAUUCCAGUACUGUUGGCAUGGGUGCAUGAGAGAUUCUGGCCUUACUUGUGGAUUGAAACUUAUCUGCUUUACUUGUAUGAAUUUCAUUAUUUUGUGCAGAGUUGAUAUUUACUUGAUUUUGUAACAGCCUUUAGAAAUAUUUUGAAUGUCAAUUGGUACUUUUUGAUUUGGAACAUAUCUCAAUUUCAAUAAAUAUUCCUAAGGGAAAUAAUAUUGGUAAUAUAGAAAGUUUUUAGGUACACUAAGCCUCAUUAAAAGCAAGUGAUUUUAGGUCAAAUAAAACUAACAAAUGUUUAAGUUCUGAAAUGCUUUGUUUUUGCGAAAUUUCCUUUUGGAAAAAAAUCUGUCAAAUCAUCAUAGCGAUGGGAAGUUGCACAGUGCUGAUGACAAUUAUCAGUGGUAAUUAAGUAAAUAUUUACUGCUUGCUCAUUAAAUAUAAAAGUCAGUAAUUAACAAGCUUUUUUUUAUAAAAUUCCUGUUUUUCAAACCAUCCUUCCAAGAUCUGCUUUUACCCGUGUUUUCUUUACCUUAUUAUUGACUUCUCUUCAGUUGGAUUGUGUAUAUAUACAUCCCCAACACAUUCCAGGGUAAUUAUAUAUUAUAUGACUUGAUUUAUUGAACUAAAGAUUCCUGGAAAACUAAGAUUUGAAUAUGGUUGAGUGUUUUUGCUUUCCAGUUGACAAAAUCCUAUGCCGCAGAGCUUACAUUUGCUCCUUGCAUGUUGGUGUGUCACAUGGUGUACCAUCAAUCAACUGCCCCUAGCUUGCCUCCUUGAAUGCUUAAAAAUAAAUAGUGAUGUCUUGGAAUAGAAUAAUGUGAAUAAAUUAACAGUGUCGGUUGUGGCAUUAGUGCUAUCAGUGGGCAAUGAUCAGAACGGUUUCAUAAUUUUCAUCCCAGGUUAUGAACAUUGACAUCUGAAUGUAAUCUUUCAGUCGCAUAAGUGACAUGAUCACUUUAGGUGUAGUUUUGACUCAAGACAUUCUCGCAUAAUCUCAAAGCGUUGAUUGUUAAAAUUCAUUACUAUGAUUUAAUUGAUUGCUGUGCUGCCUUUAAAAGAAAAUUAUACUUGGGGGAAAUGAAGGAAGGAAGAGCACUCUUUAAAUUAGGCUAUGCACUUCUGUUUUAUGUUAUGUACUUUCCAAUGUACUGAUACUUUCACAAAAUAAUAAUUUGUUUUGCAAGGGGGUUUUCCCCAAACACAACUCGAACUUUCCAUUCAAUAUUGGUAUUUAAAUUGGCCAUCUUGAUUUCGACAGGAAUUCAUGGGAGUUAUGAAUGGAUACAUGUAAUGUUGUGUACAUUGACUUGGUUGUCUUUUCGGGGUGAAACUUGGAUAUUGGUAUUUCACCUUUCGAGCUGUAAAUUGUCUGUUUUUAAACGAUUUUCUAUUAAAUGUCAUGUAUACAAUUGUAAAUGUAACGGCUAAGAAAUAAACGUUUUUGGUGAAA
This is a messenger RNA of Conger conger (European conger), 4231 nucleotides long. RefSeq names its product secretory carrier-associated membrane protein 2-like. The record is from RefSeq and is a predicted model, not a curated record. Bases 111 to 1109 code for a protein of 332 amino acids. Lineage: Eukaryota; Metazoa; Chordata; Actinopteri; Anguilliformes; Congridae. Gene Ontology annotation, biological process: protein transport. The transcript is spliced from 9 exons. Gene Ontology annotation, cellular component: trans-Golgi network membrane; recycling endosome membrane.